ACUCUGACUGAAAUGUACAUCCACUUCCUGCUGAUUCAGAUCAACAUGAGGAACCAAAAGUAUUAAGAGAGUGAUCCAGAAAAACUCCUGCAGUCAAACCGAGAAGUGAUUGUAAAACUUGCUGAAGUGGCUUUCAAACAGCUGAUGAAGAGUAAUGUGAUGUUCUAUGAGGAGGACCUGAUUGAGAGCGGCAUAGAUGUCACUGAUGCCUCAGUGUAUUCUGGGAUUUGCACUGAGAUCUUUAAGGAGGAGUCCGUGAUUAAUCAGAGAAAGGUCUACAGCUUCAUUCAUCUGAGUGUUCAGGAAUUUCUUGCUGCUUUCUUUGUGUUUUACCAUUAUGUAAUAAAAACAGAAGACACAUUGCAGUUUUGUGAUGUUAUACAUAAUUUACAUAUAAAUGCAGUAGAUAAAGCCCUCAAGAGUGAGAAUGGUCAGCUGGAUCUGUUUCUGCGGUUCUUGCUUGGCAUCUCACUGGAGUCCAAUCAGAGACUCUUACAGGAUCUAAUGACACACACAGAGAACAGCUCAGAGAGCAUUAGGAGAAACACACAGUACAUUAAAGAGAAGAUCAGAGAUGGACAUGGACUCUCCACUGAAAGAUCCAUCAAUCUAUUCCUCUGUCUGCUGGAAGUGAAAGAUCAGACUCUGUCCAGAGAGAUUCAAGAGUUUGUGAAAUUAGAAAAAAACUCAGAGAUGAAACUCUCUCCUGCUCACUGCUCUACAAUCUCCUACAUGCUUCAGAUGUCAGAGGAGCCACUGGAUGAGCUGGACCUCAAGAAAUACAACACAUCAGAUGAGGGCAGAAGAAGACUGAUACCAGCUGUGAUCAACUGCAGAAAAGCCAUUUUUGUUGGCUGUAAUCUCUCAGAUAAGCAUUGUGAAACUGUAUCAUUAGCUCUACAAACCCUAAACUCUGUCCUGAGAGAGCUAGAUCUGAGUAACAAUGACCUGCAGGAUUCAGGAGUGAAGCUGCUCUCUGAUGGACUGAAGAGUCCAAACUGUCAGCUGCCGAUACUGAGGUUGUCAGGCUGUAUGGUGACGGAGGAAGGCUGUGGUUAUUUGUCUUCAGCUCUGAGUUCAAACCCCUCACACCUGAGAGAGCUGGAUCUCACAAUCACCCAGGAGAUUCAGGAAUGAAGCUGCUCACACACAAACUGGAGGAUCCCAACUAUAAACUGCAGAUUCUGAAUGUGGAUAAUGGACAACAUUUAAGAAUCACCCCAGGGCUGAGAAAAUAUGUAUAUAAUCUCACCCUUGAUCCGAACACCAUAAACACUCAACUCGUGUUGUCUGAAGAGAAGAGGAAGAUCACACACGUGACAGAGCCGCAGUCGUAUCCGGAUCAUCCAGACAGAUUCGAUAGCUGUGAGCAGGUUCUGUGUGGAGAGAGUCUGUCUGGACGCUGUUACUGGGAGGCUGAAUGGAGCGGGAAGGGUGCUGAAAUAGUAGUGUCAUAUAAAGGCAUUAGAAGGAAAGGUGGGAGUGAUUGUUGGUUUGGAUACAACGACAAGUCCUGGAGUCUAUACUGCUGCGCUAAUGAAUUCACUAUCUGGCACAGAAAUGUGAGCAAUAAUAUAUAUAUAAUAGUAUAAUAUAUAUAUAUAAUAUAUAUAAUAGUAGGAGUGUAUCUGGACUGGUCGGCCGGCUCUCUGUCCUUCUUCAGCGUCUCUGACACACACACACUCACACACUUACACACAUUCAACACCACAUUCACAACCCCUCUACGCUGGGAUUGCAGUCUAUGCUGAUUCUUCAGUGUUUCUUGUGUCAGAUGAAACAAUGUGAGAAACAACUGAGACAUCUCAAACAAUCUGUCACAUUUUUUCUUCUUUUCUUUCCUCUAACACAGUAUAAAUAGUAUCUAAUUAUUAAUCAGUAGUCAACUUAGUAAUCAGUGA
Puntigrus tetrazona (Sumatra barb) is the source of this 1901-nucleotide messenger RNA. Its product is annotated as NLR family CARD domain-containing protein 3-like. Gene Ontology annotation, molecular function: protein binding. NCBI's taxonomy places the organism in Eukaryota, Metazoa, Chordata, Actinopteri, Cypriniformes, Cyprinidae. Bases 145 to 1137 code for a protein of 330 amino acids. The transcript has 5 exons. The record is from RefSeq and is a predicted model, not a curated record.